CCAAAAAUAACUAAUUUUGAAACAAUCAUUGAUAAAUAUCCAGACGAUGUGUUUUAUAAUCAUUUUCGAAUGACUAGAAACGCUUGAAAUAUUUAUAACAUGUUGAAGCCAACCUUUAAAAAUUGCUACCUUGGACGAUCGAAAAAUUACAGUUUAAAAUAUGGUUUAUAUAUGACAAUUUGGAAAUUAGCUAACAGAAAUUCAUUUCGCGAAGUUAGUGGCCGAUUUGGAGUAGCGCAUGGCUCUGCAUAUCGAAUUUUUAUAAAAUGUGUCACAUUGAUAGCAAAUUUAAAAAGCAAAGUAAUUAGAUUUCCUCGAACUGCUACUUCACAAAGGAAACUAAUUGAGGAAUUUGAAAAAAUCCGUGGCCGACCAUUCCCGAAUACAAUUGGAUGCAUCGACGGUAUGCAUAUUAGCAUUAAUAAUAGAAAAGGAUUUUACUCAAUCCUUGUCCAAGGAAUAGUGGAUAGCAAAAUAAAGUUUUCUGAUGCUUUCUUGGGCUACCCUGGUAUUAUAUCCAUUCCACCAGAGAAUCAGUUAAUAGGCGAUGGAGCGUAUAGUUUACAAAUGUACAUGAUGACUCCAUUUAAAGAUAACGGGCACUUGACCGAAAAAGAAACAAGAUAUAAUACGGCUUUAAGUUCAAACCGUGUUUUGGUUGAACAGGCUUUUGGUAUUUCGAAAAAAUGGAGAAUGUUACAUCAUCUGAAACUUCAUAAUCUAAGUUUAGCAAAAACCAUAAUAAUGGCAGCUAUUGCUCUUCAAAAUAUUGUAAUUGAUCAUGAAGGAGUUGAUGAAAACGACACAAAUCGAAUCAAUAUUGAAAAUAUUAUUUCUACUACUACAUCGACAAUAAAGUGCCAGUUAUUAAGUUUUUUCCCUAAAAUGCAGCAUGAAAAUGCAAUGUUUUUAAUGAUUUGGUAA
Molecule: messenger RNA, 924 nt
Organism: Condylostylus longicornis
Lineage: Eukaryota; Metazoa; Arthropoda; Insecta; Diptera; Dolichopodidae
Exons: 6
Coding region: 100-924 (274 amino acids)
Source: RefSeq, a predicted model, not a curated record